Trichoderma aggressivum f. europaeum is the source of this 2574-nucleotide messenger RNA. RefSeq lists its product as uncharacterized. The transcript has a single exon. Bases 1 to 2574 code for a protein of 857 amino acids. The record is from RefSeq and is a predicted model, not a curated record. Lineage: Eukaryota; Fungi; Ascomycota; Sordariomycetes; Hypocreales; Hypocreaceae.
AUGGACGCCGCCGUACAGGCACCGGCCAGCCCAGGCAAUCCGUCUCUGGCCGAUCCCAUCAGCACCGGCAGCAUGGACGGCUCUGCGGACGUGUCACUCGUCACGUUUGCUGCCGCCGCAUCAUCCCACGAGGACGAGGACUUUAAAGAGAGCGAUCGCUGGAGGCUCCAUAGCGACACGUCGACCAUAUCCAGCAGGGUCACCACGCCCGAUCCCGUCGUGUCGAGCCCGCCGCUGACUCCCUUCGCCUCGGCUGGCAGUCGGACGCCUCUUCCCGGCAGGAUUUCCAAUGCCCUCUCUCCUCUUCCUCUUCUACCCCCCGCGUUUCCUCCCCGGCGAGGUCCGGAACGGGGUCGCGGGCGAGGACGUGGCGGAGCGAGGGGAGCGAGUCGACUUAUGCCGAGGAGCCCGAACGAGGCUACCCGAUCCCAUCAACCAAACCCAGCGGAUUCAUCUCGAUACGGACCUUCUCGACCUCCGUUGCCUACCAGCAGUAAUGGCAUGGCCCAGUCAUCGUCAUCGUUUCCAUUGCUUGUCGAGCAGGAUAGGGGCGAUGAUGGUCACAGAGCUCGACGCCUCGGCGUCCCUCCUCACCCGCCGCCGCCGCCACCUCCGCCGCCGUUCAACUCUCCUCCUCUUGCUUCCUCCUCUUACUUUGCCAACCUUCCGACGAUGAGCAGGCCAGACCUUGGCCUGGCCGACAUUAAUCACGCACCACCACCUUCCCUAGGCUCUCAUGCAUCCGCCAGCACGCAGCAGUUGAUCCAGUCCGCUCCAGGUUUUUCAAUCAAUAAUUACGUGCGGCCACGACCAUCCCGAGGUAAACGGAACUCGGGACGGUCCUAUCAUCGGCGGAGUAAUGGCAAUGGCCCACAAGAUGAAGCAUUGACUUUCUCACUGACCAGGCUUGAAGAUGAUGAGGCUUGGAGCUCUUCAUCCUCAUCUAAUGAAGAUCCAAUCGCCUAUCGGAAUGCUAGGCAGUUCCCUCCCCAGCUGCCCGCUGGCCCGUCCUAUGGGCCAUCUGCCGCCCGGAGCAGAUCCUCUGCGGCAAAUCAAAUCACGGCAUGGGUGUCACAAUACGAAAAGUCGAGGAGCCCAACGAGAUCUCGAUCAAGAUUGGGUGACAUUUCUGCAGUUCUACAUCCCACUGACACCGAGUCGCACCUGGAUGGCUCUUUGCACUCCAAUGAUUCUUCCCAUGGCGAAAUAGAAAUGCUGUGGCAGCAAUUGAAAGAGAAGAGAGCUAAACUAAGUGGCACAAGGGCAGAGAUGCGGUCCAGGAGAAAGGCGCUGCGGCAAAAGAGGCGUGAGAAGGAUGCAGCCGACAAUGCCUUCAUGAGCGUCGUGCGGCCUGUGCUGAUCAGCCGAGGAGAGCCGUUUCAGGCCUCAUCCAGCCUUUUUGAAGCGCGGUUGGAGAAGAUGCAGCAGUUGAGAGAUGACUACCAAGUUCUGGAAUCCAGAUAUGAGACGCUCGAGGCCAUGUUGGAUGAGGAAGAGCGUGAUCUCAGCAUCCUCGAAACACGCUUCUUUAGCAUCUUGGCGGCUGACCAAACCAAGGAGGAGCGCCAGCUCGAUGUCUCGAGCGAUUCCGGUGCCGCCAACUUCAACAUUGAUCAGGUGGAAAUACCGUAUGAGCUCAGAGGCAUAUCUCCGUUCGGCCCCGUCGAAGACCCACAUCCCUUGUAUGUCGAUUUGACAUCAACGGUGGGAUAUCUGGGGAAUGCCCGGGAUGAAUAUGCAGACCUCCUCUCCACCAAAGAGCAAUACGAGGAAGAGCAGCUGUUGAAAAAGACGACCAAUCAGAAGACCCCGGAUGAGCUAGACAUGAAGGAAUUCUUUGACGAGUUCCCAUCCGAAGAGCUGCGGAUGGUUGGCGUAAUAGCCAACCUGGAAUCCCAAGUAAGUCGCCUUAGGGAGAUUUGCGAAGGCAGGGGAAUCAUGAAGAAGCACAUGUCCAUCAAGAUGGAGUACGCACUGGAUCCCCAAAUCAAGUAUGAAGAUCUGGAUCUGGACGACGAGCAGACAAUUCUGAGCAGUCGCAAGACGUUGGGCCAUGCCGAGUUCAAUGAACUACUGUCUCAGCCAGACCACGUGCUAGCUGAUGAGCCACUCACCCCCCUGGGAGCUCUCAAAGCAGCCAUUCGCCUCCCGAAUCACCAUCCCGAGAAGGGUGUGAAGAAGAGGUUGGCGUCCAAGGAGUAUGCCAUUGACAAUCUCAUGCGAGAAUGUGACGGCGGGAAGAAAGCUGACUAUGUGAACCGGUGGCUGCUUCACCAACUGCGACUGUCUCCGCUCAACGCCGUGCUUCUGCGGUCCACUUUCCAAGCAAGCCGAUCUCUCAAGAUUCGAGACAUGUGGCGCUGGCAGUGCGACGUAAUGCAUUACUGGUGGCGUGAUAGCACCAUGUCUCUGACGGAUGGCUUCUUCAAACCCAUAACCAGCGACAAUUCAGAAUAUUCAACUCGCCAGGGAUCGCCCCAGCUGUCGCGGGCCGCAUCUGACGGUGGUCCUAGGCACUUCUAUCAGCAACAUGAGCCGAUUGAUAACAGCGAUGCCAUUACUGAAUAUGGCUAA